AUGUCCACUUCCCAAAGCCCCAGUGCUGGGGACAUGCCGGGCACUAUCACCUACAUGAGCACUGAUCCCACGCCCCAGGGCAGCUACUGGAGGGCAAAUAAUAUCUACCAGCCUCAGAUUUGGGCAGAGCCGAGAAAACGACUCUGUGACUGCUCAAACCAUAACGAGCAACAGUGGCCCAUCCAAUUUGCCGAGCUCAUCAUCGCCCCCUGCGCAUUCAGAUGUCCGUUUUGUAAUGAGUUCAACAAGGCCGGAAAGACAAGACUCAUGGCCUCGAAUCUCCGCCGGCACAUCAACAAGACGCAUAUUGAGGGGAACCCUGCGCGCUUUGGUACUCUUGUCGUCGCGGCUGGAGUGAUCGGGAGUCGGGGAAUGAUACCUCGUUCCGCGCAAGUUGACACCAGGGCUCGAGACUCUUCACAUUCUAUGUGA
This is a messenger RNA of Penicillium coprophilum, 432 nucleotides long. RefSeq lists its product as uncharacterized. The record is from RefSeq and is a predicted model, not a curated record. The transcript is spliced from 4 exons. The coding region runs from base 1 to 432 and encodes 143 amino acids. NCBI's taxonomy places the organism in Eukaryota, Fungi, Ascomycota, Eurotiomycetes, Eurotiales, Aspergillaceae.